Messenger RNA from Daphnia pulex (common water flea), 1221 nucleotides. RefSeq names its product zinc finger protein 511-like. The coding region runs from base 433 to 1155 and encodes 240 amino acids. The transcript has 3 exons. NCBI's taxonomy places the organism in Eukaryota, Metazoa, Arthropoda, Branchiopoda, Diplostraca, Daphniidae. The record is from RefSeq and is a predicted model, not a curated record.
CUUCCCCAAAACUUGCAGGGGCGAACGUACCGUACGUUGAGUGGCCGUAACUUACGUAGGCUAUGCUCCACUCCAUAGCCUCCAAAAAAUCAUUCCCCGAGUCCAUUCCCCGAGUUUUAGUGGGUUAAUUUGUUGUUUACUAUGCUAUGCUCUGCUCCAUAGCAUUUACUAUGCUAUGACUCCACUCCAUAGCCUCCAAAAAAUCAUUCUCCGAGUCCAUUCCCCGAGUUUUAGUGGGUUAAUUUGUUGUUUACCCGUCACCCCGUUUGAACACAAUAAAGCUCGGGGAAAAUCGAAAAUGGCGACCCCCGAGUCCGUUCCCCGAGUUUUAGUUAUCCCCACGAUUUAGUGCGGCCCACGUUAUUUGUUUGUCUGUUUAUUUUUCCUAGUGACAAUCAGUGUCGUUGUCGACUGCGUCGAGACUUUUUUUAUAUGAUGUCGUCGGAAAACUUACGUCCGCAAUUGAACAAUAAUUGGGAGAGAUUGUCACAAUUUGGAGUUCGAAGGAGAUUCAUCGAUGAUAACUUUUAUGAGCCAGGCAACAAAUUGUGCCAAAAUGUUCUGGGUAAAAAAUCAAUAAUUAUAUUUGACAAUGAAGAUUUUCUUCAUCCUAAUAUAAAAAAGUUUACAUGCCAUGUUCCUGGGUGUGUGAAAGUAUUUUAUACCUUGGUUAGCUUUGAAGACCACUAUAAUACUAAUCAUCGGUUUGUUUGUGAUACCUGUCAUAAGCGUCUUCCAUCCCCACAUUUAUUGGAUUUGCACAUUUCUGAAAGACAUGAUUCUUACUUUGCAGCCCUUGCAGAAAGGAAACCAAUGUUCCAAUGUUUUGUGGAGAGCUGCAACUUAAGAUUUUCAGCUAAGAAUGAACGACGCUCACACUGCAUAGAAGUGCAUAAAUUCCCCCCUGACUUUCGCUAUGAUUCUUCUAAGAAUGGUGAAAAGAAAAAGAAGUUAGCUGCUAAUACAGAUCCUUCAGUAAUUAAACCCAAGCCAGCCAGUAAAAUGUUUGGGUUUGGGCACAGUUCGAAUCGGGGUAUGUUUCGAAGCCGUGGUCGUGGAGGAUUUCAUUCGGGCAAUAAAAAAUCCCGGAACACAGCUGAAGAUCUGGAGGUGUCAAUGGCGGAUCUGGAAGAAGCUUUACCAUCCAUGGAAUAAAAAUAUAUAAUAAGUAAUAAUGUUAAAUUAAAAUCUUUAAAAAAAAUAAAAUAUGAUCAAAUCUCA